Molecule: messenger RNA, 2071 nt
Organism: Durotheca rogersii
Lineage: Eukaryota; Fungi; Ascomycota; Sordariomycetes; Xylariales; Xylariaceae
Product: putative replication factor protein
Exons: 4
Coding region: 344-1507 (387 amino acids)
Biological process (GO): DNA-templated DNA replication; DNA repair
Cellular component (GO): DNA replication factor C complex; nucleus
Molecular function (GO): ATP binding; DNA binding; ATP hydrolysis activity
Source: RefSeq, a predicted model, not a curated record
GGUUGAUUGAAUUUGAGGGACGUCGAGGGGUACUUCGGUACUUCCUAAUGAUGGAUGGCUUGAAGAGGUACCUAGGUACAUAUGUGGACACACCACACUUUUUAUGUAAGCUACACACCGCCUGCCUCCUGUAAAGUUUAAUUGACGGCAGAAUGCGGAGAACGCGUCGUCAACGCGUCGAUAACAAAUCUAGCUCUCCUAUGCCGUUCGCUCGCGAAAAACCAAAAGGCCGAGGUCCUGUGUCACACGCCAACCACGACAUCGUUCUGGAAACUCUCGCCGUCGAAUCUGCACAAUUGGGCCAUACCAAAGAGUCCGUUCUGAAUUCGACCCAAACCCAGAUAUGGCCAACUUCUUUGACCUCAAGGCGCGCAAGGAGGCUGCGGCAAACGGGACGGCCGCAGCAAAAAUAGAAGAAUCGAAGCAAAGCGCUCGAAAGCAACCGUGGGUGGAAAAAUAUCGACCCAAAACCCUUAGCGAUGUCACCGCCCAGGAUCACACAGUAAACGUCCUCCAACGGACUCUUCAAGCCUCCAACCUACCUCACAUGCUAUUCUACGGACCGCCGGGGACGGGCAAGACCUCAACGAUUCUCGCCCUCGCCAAGGAGCUAUACGGGCCGGAGAUGAUAAAAUCACGUGUGCUCGAACUCAACGCCUCCGACGAGCGCGGCAUCUCUAUCGUGCGAGAAAAGGUCAAGGACUUCGCGCGCAUGCAGCUGACGAACCCGCCUGCCGGAUAUCGAUCCCGGUACCCGUGCCCGCCCUUCAAGAUCAUCAUCCUCGACGAGGCCGACAGCAUGACGCAGGAUGCCCAGAGCGCGCUCCGGCGGACGAUGGAAACGUACAGCAAGAUCACGCGGUUCUGCCUCAUCUGCAACUACGUCACGCGGAUCAUCGACCCGCUGGCCAGCCGAUGCAGCAAGUUCAGGUUCAAGAGCCUGGACCAAGGCAACGCGAAGAGGAGGUUGGAGGAGAUCGCCAGCAAGGAAGGCGUCGUCCUCGAGGACGGCGCCGUCGACGCGCUCAUCCGGUGCAGCGAGGGCGAUCUGCGCAAGGCGAUCACCUUCCUGCAGAGCGGCGCGAGGCUCGUGGGCGCCGCCGAGAGGGAGGGCGGGGACGCGGACGCGGACACGGACGCGAUGGACGUGGACGGCGACCCCAAGCCCGUCACGGUCAAGAUCAUCGAGGAGAUCGCCGGCGUCAUACCGGACUGGACCAUCGAGGCGCUGCGGAAAGCCAUGCAGCCGCGGUCGGCGGGCGCGACGUACCAGGCCGUCGCCAAGGUCGUGGAGAACAUGGUCGCCGACGGAUGGAGCGCCGGGCAAGUCCUCUCUCAGUUAUACCAAGCCGUAGUGCACGACGAGAUGGUCCCCGACGCGGCGAAGAACAAGAUCACCCUCGUCUUCUCCGAAGUCGACAAGCGCCUGGUCGACGGCGCCGACGAGCACCUGUCGAUCCUCGACCUCGCCCUGCGGAUAUCCAACAUACUGGCCGGCAAGGGCUGAGCGCGCACGGACUACGGAAGGAGGACGACAAGAGAAACGAAGAACUCGGCAAAUGUGCAAUGUUUUCCGCGGAGAAGUAGAUAUAGACCUCCGCGUGGGCGAAAGCUGCCUUGUGUGUAAUUGGAUGGUUGACAUAGCGUACGGCGUCGGGUCGAAUAAAAGAAACCGCCAACCGCGGAUAUGCUACUACAUACACAUGAGGGACGGCGAGGUAUAAAAGGUGGCCAUAUGUAUUGAUGGGUGUCGGGGUAGUAGUAAGGUCUCUAAGAGCAUGUCUGCCUGAGCACUGCGUCCCAUGCAUUUAGGCUGGUAGGUAGAUAUACUAGGUAGUUGUGCCAACGGGAGAAGCGGAAGAGAACCUAGAAAGUGAGUUCCGCCCUGUCCGAUACGUCGUCCGGAGGCAACGCCCUGGGGCCUACUCGUUGAUGAGGCCGAGGUUGCCGUCCAACUGGGCGUAGAUGCUCUCGCCGGGCUGGCCGCGGGCCUUGCCCUUCUUGCUGCGGCGGGUGCUCCGCUCGCGGCCGGCCGCGGGCCCGCCGUCCUCGUCCGCGAGCCAGAUGUCGC